AUGUCUGUGAAAUGGGCAUCGGUCUUCGUGCUGCUGCAUCUGAUGGGCUUGCUUAGGCGGGGGGCUUGUGGGAAAGUGCUGGUGUGGCCCACAGAAUACAGCCACUGGAUUAACAUAAAGAUAAUUUUGGAGGAACUUGUCCACAGAGGUCAUGAGGUGACAGUUCUCACAUCUUCAGCUUCCGUUCUCAUUGAUCCCAGCCAACCAUCUGCUAUUAAAUUUGAGGUUUAUUCUAUAUCCAUGACUAAGGAGGAGGUGGAAGCUUUUUAUAUGUCUUUGAUCAGUGAAUGGAUGAAUCAUUUUAAAAAAAACUCAUUUUGGCCAAAUUAUUCAAAACUAAAACAGCGCUUUGAUGAGCAUACUGAUUUUGUUAGGAACCUGUGCAGAGGAGUGGUUUUGAACAAGAGUCUCAUGGAGAAGCUACGAGCAUCUAAGUUUGAUGUGGUUCUCGCAGAUGCCGUUAGUCUCUGUGGUGAGCUGCUGGCCGAGCUCCUUAACACAUCCUUAGUGUACACGCUGCGCUUCACUCCUGGGUACACGUAUGAAAAGUACAGCGCGGGCCUUCCAUUCCCUCCGUCCUACGUCCCUGUUGUUCUGUCAGAAUUGAGUGAUCAGAUGACAUUCAUGGAGCGGGUGAAGAACAUGAUUCAUGUUCUGUAUUUUGACUUUUACUUCUACACAUCAGAUGAGAAGAAGUGGAAUCAGUUUUACAGUGAAGUCCUGGGAAGACCCAGGACAAUAGUUGAGUUAAUGAAUAAAGCAGACAUAUGGCUCAUUCGGAUGUACUGGGAUUUGGAAUUUCCUCGUCCACUCUUGCCCAAUGUUGAUUUUAUUGGAGGACUCCAUUGCAAACCUGCCAAACCUCUGCCGAAGGAAAUGGAAGACUUUGUCCAGAGCUCUGGGGAGCAUGGCAUUGUGGUCUUUUCUCUGGGGUCAAUGGUUUACAACUUGACAGAAGAAAAGGCCAACAUGAUCGCAUCAGCCCUGGCACAGAUCCCACAGAAGGUUGUGUGGAGAUUUGAUGGCAAGAAACCAGACACCUUAGGCUCCAAUACUCGGCUCUACAAGUGGAUCCCCCAGAACGACCUUCUUGGUCAUCCCAAAACAAAAGCUUUUCUAGCUCACGGUGGCACCAAUGGUCUCUACGAGGCAAUCUACCAUGGCAUCCCAGUGGUUGGCAUUCCUCUGUUUGCGGAUCAGCCUGAUAACAUUGCUCACAUGACUUCCAAAGGAGCAGCUGUUAGAGUGGACUUCUCCACGUUGUCCAGUGCUGAUCUCCUCUCUGCCCUGAGGACAGUCCUGAAUGACCCAUCCUACAAGGAGAACGCCAUGAGGUUAUCCAGAAUCCACCACGACCAGCCGGUGAAGCCCCUGGACCGCGCCGUCUUCUGGAUCGAGUUUGUCAUGCGCCACAAGGGGGCCAAGCACCUCCGCCCAGCCCUGCAUGACCUCUCCUGGUUCCAGUACCACUCGCUGGAUGUGCUCGGCUUCCUGCUGGCCUGUGUGCUGUCUGUGGUAUUUGUCAUCACUAAGUGUUGUCUGCUCUGUUGUGGGAAGUUUGGGAAAGCUGGAAAGAAGGAGAAAAGGGCGUAG
Molecule: messenger RNA, 1593 nt
Organism: Jaculus jaculus (lesser Egyptian jerboa)
Lineage: Eukaryota; Metazoa; Chordata; Mammalia; Rodentia; Dipodidae
Product: UDP-glucuronosyltransferase 2B1-like
Exons: 6
Coding region: 1-1593 (530 amino acids)
Molecular function (GO): UDP-glycosyltransferase activity
Source: RefSeq, a predicted model, not a curated record